AUGCAGGGUCGCAAACGUGGUGCAGGUGUUGCACAAACACCAUACAGAUUCGAUUACUACACAACUGAUGAAUUCAAUAACAAGAAGUUGCUGUCUGCGAUCGGAAGUCUUGUUGUGUUCAUAGCCUACUUUGCGGAACCAUCAGACUUGGACGAGAUCUGGACCACUCCUCCUCAUGUUUUGACUGCAAAUUUCCAAAGAAAGAUGCUUCGUGAGCAAAUUAAACAGGCUGAAGCGAAAGGUCAAGACACGACUCUUUUGAGAGCAGAAUUGGACUAUGUUGACGUCAAAGAGGCAGCUCUUCAGAUACAAUUUCAACAGCAAGAUAGAAAAAAACGGGCUUGA
Messenger RNA from Angiostrongylus costaricensis, 345 nucleotides. The record is from the annotation of a GenBank genome assembly. Lineage: Eukaryota; Metazoa; Nematoda; Chromadorea; Rhabditida; Metastrongylidae.